Molecule: messenger RNA, 849 nt
Organism: Eurytemora carolleeae
Lineage: Eukaryota; Metazoa; Arthropoda; Copepoda; Calanoida; Temoridae
Product: fatty acid-binding protein homolog 9
Exons: 9
Coding region: 21-440 (139 amino acids)
Source: RefSeq, a predicted model, not a curated record
UUCAGACUACUUGAUUAAAAAUGGAAUCCAUGGUUGGAGAAUGGAAGUUGGAACACAGAGAUCAAAAUUUCGGAGAGUUUCUUGAGUGUCGUCAUGUUGGCUGGUUUUUAAGAACAUUAAUGACCAAAUCCUCUGCAGAUGUAGAAUAUAAACUAUCUGAUGAUAAAGGAACAUUUACCAAGAUUACAAAAUCUCUUCUCCACAGUUCCGAGUAUCCUAUGCCAACUCAAGGAGAAUUUUGUCCAUUGAAAACUUUGUCUGGAAAAAAAGAGUUUGGUCGGCUACAGGAAACAAGUGGACAGAAUGUUAUAUUGGAAAUGAAUUAUGUAGAUUCAGGAGACCCCGCUGCAUUAGUAAAACACAAGGUGGUUGACGGGAAAUUGCUUGUAUCUCUACACUGCAAGGAUAUUGUUUGCAACUCCAUCUAUGCUAAGAAAUAAGAACUAAUCUUGCAAGUUAUCAAGUUAACCUAGACUGUAGAAUAGGAGACCAAUAUAUACAUUACAAAUCAUUAAUGAGAUGGGGGAGAGUAAGGUUUAUUACAUCAUUAUCUGAAAUAUCUCAAUUUUUCGCAUGUUAUUUAAUUUUGUUAAAUAUCAGCCAUAGUAUUGUUUUUAUUAAAACCAGUUUUUCCUUGUUUUGAUACGUCACAAAAUAACCCUGGUUGGUAAACAUUAUUUCUAAUUAUUAAUUAAUGUUUAUCAGAUCUGUACAAGUUUCUUUGCCCUGUGAUCUUAGUUAUCUCCCCCCCCCUCCUAUUUAUUUGCAUUAGUAGGCUGUUUUAGUCAAGUCAAGUUAUGUUAAUAAUUAAUGUAUUUUAAAGUGGAAUAAUAAAUUUGCUAAAUAGGU